CCAGCUUGCUUUCCAUCGUUCGAUGUCACCGCCGACGCAGAUGGCUUCCCUCGCCGUUCUCGUUUGCCUCGUCUGCGCAGCGCUCGCCUCCGAUGCGGCGGCCGUCCGCGUGGAGCUCACGCGCGUACACGCCGACCCCAGCGUGACCGCGUCCCAGUUCGUCCGCGCCGCCCUGCACCGCGACAUGCACCGGCACAACGCCAGGAAGCUAGCCGCGUCGUCGUCUGACGGCACGGUGUCCGCGCCGGUCUCGCCCACCACCGUCCCCGGUGAGUUCCUGAUGACGCUGGCCAUCGGCACGCCGCCGCUGCCGUUCCUGGCCAUCGCCGACACGGGCAGCGACCUCAUCUGGACGCAGUGCGCGCCCUGCAGCCGCCAGUGCUUCCAGCAGCCGACGCCGCUGUACAACCCGUCCAGCUCCACCACGUUCAGCGCGCUCCCGUGCAACAGCUCGCUGGGCCUAUGCGCGCCGGCGUGCGCGUGCAUGUACAACAUGACGUACGGCAGCGGGUGGACGUACGUCUUCCAGGGGACCGAGACGUUCACGUUCGGGUCGUCCACGCCGGCGGAUCAGGUCCGCGUCCCCGGCAUCGCGUUCGGAUGCAGCAACGCGAGCAGCGGCUUCAACGCCUCGUCCGCGUCCGGCCUCGUCGGGCUGGGCAGGGGGAGCCUGUCGCUCGUCUCCCAGCUCGGCGCCCCCAAGUUCUCCUACUGCCUCACGCCGUACCAGGACACCAACAGCACGAGCACGCUCCUCCUCGGGCCGUCGGCGUCGCUCAACGAUACCGGCGUCGUCAGCUCCACGCCUUUCGUCGCCAGCCCUUCCAGCAUCUACUACUACCUCAACCUGACCGGCAUAUCCCUCGGCACGACUGCACUGCCCAUCCCUCCCAACGCCUUCUCGCUCAAGGCGGACGGCACCGGCGGGCUCAUCAUCGACUCUGGCACCACCAUCACAAUGCUGGGAAACACGGCGUACCAGCAGGUCCGCGCAGCGGUCCUCUCCCUGGUGACGCUGCCCACGACAGACGGAUCGGCAGCCACGGGGCUCGACCUGUGCUUCGAGCUGCCGUCCUCAACAUCGGCGCCGCCGUCCAUGCCGAGCAUGACGCUCCACUUCGACGGCGCAGACAUGGUGCUCCCGGCGGACAACUAUAUGAUGUCACUCUCGGACCCGGACUCGGACUCCAGCUUGUGGUGCCUGGCCAUGCAGAACCAGACCGACACUGACGGCGUGGUAGUAAGCAUUCUCGGCAACUACCAGCAGCAAAACAUGCACAUCCUCUACGACGUUGGGAAGGAGACAUUGUCGUUUGCUCCGGCCAAGUGCAGCACGCUGUGAUCAGAAAUCUAUUCCAAUUCAAAUGCUGAAAAAAUCGAACUAGACUACGACAAUGAACAGGUAAGCGCCAGACUUGUCGAUCGGGCAGUCGCAGUGCUACUUCCCUUGUGACAGUCUAGCUGUACUUUAGUUUGAUGUUUUUUUUUUGUUUUAGAAAAAUGAUUUUUUGGGACGUUUUACCUUUGUUGUGUUGCUAGGGUUGUGAUGUAAAGCAGGAAAUAUUUAAACUUAUCAGUUACUGUGU
Messenger RNA from Zea mays, 1586 nucleotides. RefSeq names its product Eukaryotic aspartyl protease family protein. Gene Ontology annotation, cellular component: extracellular region. Gene Ontology annotation, molecular function: aspartic-type endopeptidase activity. Gene Ontology annotation, biological process: proteolysis. The record is from RefSeq and is marked provisional. The coding region runs from base 23 to 1342 and encodes 439 amino acids. The transcript has a single exon. NCBI's taxonomy places the organism in Eukaryota, Viridiplantae, Streptophyta, Magnoliopsida, Poales, Poaceae.